This is a messenger RNA of Hypomesus transpacificus, 1701 nucleotides long. RefSeq names its product interleukin-21 receptor. The transcript has 8 exons. The record is from RefSeq and is a predicted model, not a curated record. Bases 272 to 1633 code for a protein of 453 amino acids. Gene Ontology annotation, biological process: immunoglobulin mediated immune response; cytokine-mediated signaling pathway. Gene Ontology annotation, molecular function: cytokine receptor activity; protein binding. Gene Ontology annotation, cellular component: external side of plasma membrane. Lineage: Eukaryota; Metazoa; Chordata; Actinopteri; Osmeriformes; Osmeridae.
AUGUUAUGCAAUUAUACAUGUAUUCCCUUUUGGCUCAAGAUACUGGCUCACCACCACUAACUAGAUAUAGAAAUCUUCAAUUCUAACACAUCCUGCAUUGCUCAUGACAGAUGAGAUAACAGCUGCUACUAUCUGAAUCCUCCCACUUUUAGCCACGGUAGAAAGGGUAUUGAACAACAGAUCUGAAAAACAGAGCAUCUAACAGGGGCUAAGUGAAAGUUGAUUACACCCAAAUGUUUUUAGUGCUCAUCCAGACUCUACCAAUACCGACAUGAGGCUUCACCUGGCAUUUAUCUUGGUGUCUCUCCAUAUGUUCUGUCUGCACGGACUUUCUCCUGAACAAGCAGUGGACUACAGUCUUAGUUGUCUGACUGACUACCUGUACACCAUAAACUGCCUACUCAGUGUGAGAUCGAAAGAGGCCCACACGUUUAACCACACACACUGGCUGACGUUUCAUCAAAUUCAGGAUGUGUAUAACUGUAGCCUGGCAUGGAACUACAGCAAUUACUCCUGUUCAUUUGACACAUUAAUUCAAAACCCUCAAGACGAUUACAUUUCAACCUUCACGGACAUGGAUGUCUUUCAAAUCACGCUCUACAUCAACAGAGAUGGGGACAUCAGCUCUAGGCUGCUGGAUGAUAAUUUCAAGCCUGUGGAACACAUAAAGCCUAAAACACCUUGCAACCUCACAGUCCACCGGAGCUACGAUAAAUACCACUUCACAUGGAAGAGCACCUAUGAAGAUUACCCAUAUUUCUAUCUAACUGACGACCUCAAAUUUGAGCUAAGCUAUCAAAGUAUGAAUCACCAAGUAGAGGUUGUCACACUCUCCUCAACCAUCAUGAACAUCACGGUUAACGACUACAAUUUUGAAGCAGAAACUGUGUACAGAGUUAGAGUGAGGUCUAGCCCCAAUCAGAUAUCCUACAAAGGGCAAUGGAGUGAAUGGGGCUCAGAAGUAAACUGGAAAACCCCCAGCAAACAUGUGCCUCCCUGGAACACCGUCAAGUCCUUGUUGGACGCUAACAUUAUAAUCCCGCUUUGUGUCCUGGGUCCAAUGUUGCUAUUCCUGUGCUACAUCCCUGUUGUGAAGAUGAGGCGAAAUACUUUCAUCCCAACUCCAGAACCAUUUUUCAAAUCGCUUUACAGCGAAUGUAAGGGGGAUUUCAAGAGCUGGGUCGUGACACCCAGCAGUGAAGAGGACUUCAAGACGGAGGAAACCUUAAAGAUCGACACCCUAACCGACACCAUCCUGGACAAGAUCACACUCUGCCCGUCCCAGGGCCGAGACCCUUCCUGUGACAGCCCCAUCACGUCAGUCUCAGAGGCGGCUCUCCUGGGCGGCCCUCCAGCCGUGAACCCCAGGCCCCCUCCUCCUUCCUCCAGCAACCUGGUGAGGAGCGCAUCACUCAUCUCUGACAUGGCGUGUGUCCUGGAGAUAGACUCUGGAUGCUGGCGCUGCAGUGCUGUGUCCCUGGAGCGGGAAGUCCACCUGUACACCAACGAGUACUGCAUCCUGUCUGACACUCUCGGGACAGCCAGGAAGGCAGGCGAGGUGGUGGGGGCCGAGGACCAGCGAUCAGAGCUUCACUUUAACGAGACGUCAGAUGGAGUCUACCAGUUUGACUGAUUUGUCAGAAAUUAGCUGAACAGUGACCAACUGCGGAAUUUUAGGAGCUUUGAAACCCCCCCCCCCCC